CUCUCGCCGGCCCUUGUGUGUGUGGUCUCUUCAUGCAGCCCUAGUGGAUGUACUGUCCGGAGGACGAUUUUGAUAAGGCGUACACGAUCGAUUCGAGGGGACCAUGCAAAUUCAUCUCCACUGACACGGCCGUGCUGUGCUUGCAAGGUAAUGGCUCGAGAGGGAUCCAAAUCGAUCGCCUCCAACCCCGCGCACUGCGCAUAAAAAGGCGCAGGGGGUGCGCGUGAGCCAUGGAUUGAAGCUCCUGCCUGCGGCAGCAAUAAUAUCCCCCACCCGGACCCGGCCUCACCUCGUGGGCUGCCGUUGCUCUGUCCAGGACCAGGCACUCGCUGGAGCUGCGAGUGAGCGGGGUGGGGGGUGUUGAGCUCGCUCGCUCGCUACCUUGUCCAUGCCCGCCGGCGGCCGCGAUGGGCAAGAAGGGCGGCACGUCGUGGCUCGCCGCCGUCAAGCGCGCCUUCCGCUCGCCCUCUAAGGAGGACAGCCCAACCAGGAAGUCGUCACGCCUCCGCGAAGACACCGACACCGACGAGGACAAGGGAAAGAGGGAGCGGAGGAGAUGGCUGUUCCGAAGGUCAUCGUCCCCAACCCCGUCGCCGGCUCCGGCUCCGGCUCCCGCGGCGCCCGAGCAUCCGCAGCCGCAGCCGCAGCCGGCUGGGAGGUCAGCGGCUCCCCCGGCCGUGACGGAGGAGCAGCGCCACGCCAUCGCGCUGGCCGUGGCGACCGCAGCGACCGCCGAGGCAGCUGUGGCCACGGCGCAGGCGGCGGCCGAGGUGGUCCGCCUCACGCGCCCCAACUCCGGCUUCGUGCGCGAGCACUACGCCGCCGUCGUCAUCCAGACCGCCUUCCGGGGCUACCUGGCGAGGCGGGCGCUGCGGGCACUCAAGGGGCUCGUGAAGCUGCAGGCGCUGGUGCGCGGGCACAACGUGCGGAAGCAGGCCAACAUGACGCUGCGGUGCAUGCAGGCGCUGGUGCGCGUCCAGGCGCGCGUGCGCGACCAGCGGAUGCGCCUCUCGCAGGACUCCAUGUCCAUGUCCGCCGCUGCGGCGCCCUGCGGUAGCAGCAAGUCCUCCUACAGCGUCGACACGUCCACCUUCUGGGACUCCAAGUACACCCAAGACUACGCCGACCGCCGCUCCGUCGAGCGGUCGCGAGACGGCAGCAGCUUCGCGGCCGACGACUGGGACGACCGGCCGCGGACGAUAGAGGAGAUCCAGGCGAUGCUGCAGACCAGGAAAGACGCGGCGCUCAAGCGUGAGAGAGCGCUCUCCUACGCCUUCUCGCAUCAAAUUUGGAGGAACCCGACGCCGCCGGUCGAGGAGGUGGACGUCGACGGGCAGCCACGGUGGGCGGAGAGGUGGAUGGCGUCGCGCGCGUCGUUCGACACCAACAGGAGCAGCGUCCGUGGCGCCGCGGCGGCGGUGGCUGCGGCGCCGGGGCGCGCGUCGAUGGACCACCGCGAGCCGGUCAAGACGCUGGAGAUCGACACCGCGCGGCCCUUCUCGUACAUCACGCCCCGACGGCAGGCGCCGUCGUCCUCGCCGAUGCACCGGGCGCACCACCACUCCCCGGUCACGCCGUCGCCGGGUAAGGCGCGCCCGCCUAUCCAGGUCCGCUCUGCGAGCCCGCGCGUGGAGCGCGGCAGUGGGGGAGGGAGCUACACGCCGAGCCUGCACUCCCAGCGCCACGCGACGUCCACCACGGCGGUGCCGAGCUACAUGGCGGCGACGGAGUCUGCCAAGGCGCGCGUGCGGUCCCAGAGCGCGCCGCGGCAGCGCCCAGCGACCCCGGAGCGCGACCGCCUCCUUGCCUUAGGCGCUGGCUCCGGCGGCGUCAAGAAGCGGCUGUCGUUCCCGGUCCCUCUGGACCCGUACGGCGGCGGGUACGCGCAGAGCCUGCGGAGCCCGAGCUUCAAGAGCGCGGCGGGGCGGUUCACCUCGGAGCAGCGGUCGAACGUGUCGUCGUCGUGUGCGGAGAGCCUCGGCGGGGACGUGGUGUCGCCGUCGUCCACCACCGACCUGCGCCGCUGGCUCCGCUGAGCCGGCGAGGUGUUCGCCCGUUGUAAUGCCUUCCUUGUCAGACACGAGCACGUGUACUCUCUCUCCUCUUCUUUCGCUGUCGUACUCCUAGUAAUUCAUGGCAGCCUUUCUGCGUCAGUGAGUGUGUGACUGUGGUGGGGCCCGCUCGCCGGAGACAGGCGCAGGCUGGACUGGAACUGGAAAGCUGUAGGCGCGGUUAGUUGGGCUGGCGCUGGAGUUUGGGAAAGCGGGAAAGGCCGGCGAGGCGAGGCGAUGCCUUUUGCAGUUUUGCGUGCGUCGGGGAGCGGUGGGUGGCGCCUUUCGCCUUUUCUCGUCUUCUAGGUCAGUCGGUGUCUCUCAGCAUGCGAGUUUGGGCCAGCUCCGUACCGCCACUCGCUUACAGCUCUGUUAUGUUACAGGUCGUAGUCUAUAAGGGUAGUACUUGCUACGUACUUGGUAUCAACUACUGCAUUAUUAGCCGUAGCCGUACGUUGAAACCCUGGAAGGAGUGGACAUGUCUUGGCUGCACGGGACGGCCGCGGGGCAGCCCUGCCGGCUGCCGACGCCGACUCCGACGCCGCGAAGGCAGGCAGGCAGGCAGGCGCAUGUGAUCGAUCGAUGUGAGGUGGUGGUAAGUUGCAUGGCGAAGGCAUGGCCCCCGCGUCGCGUGCCGGCUCACGUGGGAGGCUUUUGGGCAGGCGGGCGUGGCGGGGCCGCCUCCCGUCCUCCGUCGCGCAUCUUCCGCCGCUUGUGGGGCGCAGCGGCAGCGCGCACAUGCCGUGCUUUUUGGGCUGGGUGGCUUCGCCGGCUUUGGCUUCCACAUCCGAUCCGCCUAGCAGAUUGACGAUGAGCUCACUGCUGCUGCCUCCAUCUGUGCUUCCGACCGUACGACGACGUACGAGUUGUAGUAGUAGGAGUACAUCAACUUUUUCUAGUCUAGCAGUAGUAGUAGGCCAGUAGAUGAGUAGAAGCCAGUAACCACUAUC
Phragmites australis (common reed) is the source of this 3001-nucleotide messenger RNA. RefSeq names its product protein IQ-DOMAIN 18-like. Gene Ontology annotation, molecular function: protein binding. The record is from RefSeq and is a predicted model, not a curated record. Bases 408 to 2036 code for a protein of 542 amino acids. NCBI's taxonomy places the organism in Eukaryota, Viridiplantae, Streptophyta, Magnoliopsida, Poales, Poaceae. The transcript is spliced from 5 exons.